Saccharomyces paradoxus is the source of this 1638-nucleotide messenger RNA. RefSeq names its product F1F0 ATP synthase subunit alpha (gene ATP1). The transcript has a single exon. The record is from RefSeq and is a predicted model, not a curated record. The coding region runs from base 1 to 1638 and encodes 545 amino acids. NCBI's taxonomy places the organism in Eukaryota, Fungi, Ascomycota, Saccharomycetes, Saccharomycetales, Saccharomycetaceae. Gene Ontology annotation, molecular function: ATP binding; ADP binding; proton-transporting ATP synthase activity, rotational mechanism. Gene Ontology annotation, biological process: proton transmembrane transport; proton motive force-driven ATP synthesis.
AUGUUGGCUCGUACUGCUGCUAUUCGUUCUCUAUCGAGAACCUUAAUUAACUCUACCAGAGCUGCAAGACCUGCUGCUGCUGCUUUGGCCUCCACCAGAAGACUAGCUUCUACCAAGGCUCAGCCAACAGAAGUUUCCUCCAUCUUGGAGGAAAGAAUUAAGGGCGUCUCCGACGAGGCCAAUUUGAAUGAAACAGGUAGAGUUCUUGCAGUCGGUGAUGGUAUUGCCCGUGUCUUUGGUUUGAACAACAUUCAAGCUGAAGAAUUGGUUGAGUUCUCCUCCGGUGUUAAAGGUAUGGCUUUGAACUUGGAACCAGGUCAAGUCGGUAUUGUUCUUUUCGGUUCCGAUAGACUGGUCAAAGAAGGUGAAUUGGUCAAGAGAACCGGUAACAUUGUUGAUGUUCCAGUCGGCCCAGGUCUUUUGGGUAGAGUCGUCGACGCUCUAGGUAACCCUAUCGAUGGUAAAGGUCCUAUUGACGCUGCCGGUCGUUCGAGAGCUCAAGUCAAAGCUCCAGGUAUCUUGCCAAGAAGAUCUGUCCAUGAGCCAGUCCAAACCGGUUUGAAAGCCGUUGACGCCUUGGUUCCUAUCGGUAGAGGUCAAAGAGAAUUGAUCAUUGGGGAUCGUCAAACAGGUAAGACCGCUGUCGCCUUGGACACCAUCCUAAAUCAAAAGAGAUGGAAUAACGGUAGUGACGAAUCUAAGAAGCUGUACUGUGUUUAUGUUGCCGUUGGACAAAAAAGAUCCACCGUUGCUCAAUUGGUCCAAACUUUAGAACAACAUGAUGCCAUGAAGUACUCUAUUAUUGUUGCAGCUACUGCAUCUGAAGCCGCUCCCCUACAAUACUUGGCUCCUUUUACCGCCGCAUCCAUUGGUGAAUGGUUCAGAGAUAAUGGAAAGCACGCUUUGAUCGUCUACGACGAUUUGUCGAAGCAAGCCGUGGCAUACCGUCAAUUAUCUUUGUUGUUGAGACGUCCUCCUGGUCGUGAAGCCUACCCUGGUGAUGUCUUUUACUUGCAUUCAAGAUUGCUGGAAAGAGCCGCUAAGCUGUCCGAAAAGGAAGGUUCUGGUUCUUUAACUGCCUUGCCCGUUAUUGAAACCCAAGGUGGUGAUGUCUCCGCUUAUAUUCCAACCAAUGUCAUUUCCAUUACUGAUGGGCAAAUUUUCUUGGAAGCUGAAUUAUUCUACAAGGGUAUCAGACCUGCUAUUAAUGUCGGUUUGUCCGUCUCUCGUGUCGGUUCUGCUGCCCAAGUUAAGGCUUUGAAGCAAGUUGCUGGUUCCUUGAAAUUGUUUUUAGCUCAAUACAGAGAAGUCGCUGCUUUUGCUCAAUUCGGUUCCGAUUUGGAUGCCUCCACCAAGCAAACUUUGGUCAGAGGUGAAAGAUUGACCCAAUUGUUGAAGCAAAAUCAAUAUUCUCCUUUGGCUACAGAGGAACAAGUUCCAUUGAUUUAUGCCGGUGUUAAUGGUCAUUUGGAUGGUAUUGAACUAUCAAGAAUUGGUGAAUUUGAAUCUUCUUUCUUGUCUUAUCUAAAAUCCAACCACAAUGAGCUUUUGACUGAAAUUAGAGAAAAGGGUGAAUUGUCUAAAGAAUUGUUGGCAUCUCUAAAGAGUGCUACCGAAUCCUUUGUUGCCACUUUUUAA